AGCAAGAUGGCGGCCCUGUGCAGGCGUGCGUGGACUCCCCUGCUCUUGAUGCCGGGUCGGAUUAGCGUUGGGAGCCGCCGCGGCGUCCGCGGUCUAAGAAGGAAACCUCUCCGCGUGCUGCCCUCGGUCGCGCAGGCGCAGGAGCAGCAGCGGAUCGUCCCCAGCAAGGUUAAGGCCAGUUACCUCCCAAAACCGCCCGCUCAGGAGCGCCAGCCGGAACCGGAACCCAAAGAGGCAGAGCUGCGCUACGAGCGGGCCCAACCCAACGAGAAGAGGCUGAGCAAAUUGGUGACACUUGCCAAGUCAAGGGCGUUUCGUGAGAAGCAUGGGAAAAUUCUCCUGGAAGGCCGGAGGCUCAUUACCGACGCUCUGGAAGCAGGGGCCAUUCCCCAGAUGAUCUUCUUUAGCAUGAUGGAGAACCUGAAGCUGCUGCCGGCAGCCAAGCUCAAAGGGGCCACCCUCGUCAAAGUGAAAUUCAGUGACAUCAAGAUCUGGUCGGACGUCGUCACGCCACAGGGGUUGAUAGGCAUUUUCGCCAUGCCCCAUCACUCCAAAAUGAUGUACCCAGAAGUCCCGCCGGAGCACGUCCUGCCCCUCACGCUGAUCUGCGACAAUGUUCGGGACCCCGGGAACCUGGGCACCAUCCUGAGGUCAGCGGCUGGGGCCGGCUGCGGCAGCGUGCUGCUCGUAAAAGGCUGUGUGGACGCAUGGGAACCCAAAGUGCUUCGGGCGGGGAUGGGCGCUCACUUCCGAAUCCCCAUCGUUUCCAACGUGGAGUGGGAGCUUGUGCCCAACUACCUGCCUGCCGAAGGCUGCGUCCACGUGGCCGACAGCUCCCACAAGGGCCCCCAAGCGCAGGCCGAACGGGCUUCUCCAGCGCAGGCUGCUCACAGCAGCUGGACCCCCAGGCCCUCCAACCGAAGGGGCUGGCCAGCCCCAUCCAAGGGUUGCCAGCAGGAGGAGGAAGCAGACUUGCUGCCAGCCCAACCUUACCACAAGCCCUGGAUGGAUGCUUCCGCAGCCGUAGUGAUCGGCGGGGAGACCCACGGGGUGAGCGCCGAAGCCAAAAUGCUGGCACGGAGGAGCGGAGGGAAGCAGCUCGCCAUCCCAGUGAUCCCGGGUGUGGAGAGUUUGAAUUCCGCCAUGGCUGCCAGUGUUCUCCUCUUCGAGGCCAAGAGACAGUUGCUGGUCAAGGAAGGCAGUGCUUCCGGGCUCCAGUUAAAACUUUGAGGGCUGGAAUCUUGACAUGAAUUCCUCCUUUUUUGGGGGGUGGGGGGAACAAACCGAGUGGUCCCCAUUUCAGCAUCUGCCCCUUUGAGGCUCCUUGGUUCGAGGGGAGUCAAAAAAGUCAAGAUGGCGACUGCAAGUAGGUAAUCCAAGCGCUGCCCCUCCCUUUCCUUUUUACAUGCGCGGCUUGGAUUACACAAACCUGGGUGGCCCACUUGACUUUUUUGACACAGACACCUGUACAGACCCCCACCCCCAAAUCGGUCUCCCUCCUUUCCCUCUGGCUAAAGGGGACGGUGUUUGGCAGCCAAGCGAGGGGAGAGGAUGGGAAGUGUUAGAAAGGGGGUUGUGCAGUUCUGAGCCAGGCAUUUGCACACUUUCUUGCCAAGUGCAAGAAGAGCUUGGGUGAGGUUUCCUAAAGAACAUGCAGAAGGACCCUGGUAGCCCCUUUUCCCCCAAUGAACUUUAUUGAAAGGCUGAAACCU
Candoia aspera is the source of this 1712-nucleotide messenger RNA. It is a transcript of the gene MRM3, whose product is annotated as mitochondrial rRNA methyltransferase 3. Gene Ontology annotation, molecular function: RNA methyltransferase activity; RNA binding. The record is from RefSeq and is a predicted model, not a curated record. NCBI's taxonomy places the organism in Eukaryota, Metazoa, Chordata, Lepidosauria, Squamata, Candoiidae. Gene Ontology annotation, biological process: RNA processing. The coding region runs from base 7 to 1230 and encodes 407 amino acids. The transcript has 4 exons.